This is a messenger RNA of Danaus chrysippus (African queen), 1923 nucleotides long. Lineage: Eukaryota; Metazoa; Arthropoda; Insecta; Lepidoptera; Nymphalidae. The record is from the annotation of a GenBank genome assembly.
AUGUCAGAAACUGAAUUAUUAAAGGACAAUAAUGAGGAUAACAUAGAAACUGAUAAUAUAAAAGAAGAAUAUGCAUAUCUGGACCGUGGUGGGUUUUCUUCGGAAAAGUUCAAAGUUGAAAUUAGAGGACUUCCUAAAUUCUAUGGAAUAGUGGAACUGAAGAAGCUAAUGAAUCAAAAAUUGGGUCUUAAUGCCAGCAAAAUCAAACGACCGAAGAAUGGCAGUCACUGGUUGUUUGCAUGUUUCCAAAAUGAUGAGGACAGAGCCAAGGCAAUAAGUGCUCUUAAUGGAUAUUCUUGGAAAGGUAAAACAUUGAUAGCCGAAGAAGCAAAACCAGCUCCAGAUCCAUUGGUGAAGAAGAGAAAGAGGGAUGAAGAUUCAGUAAACAAUAAAAGGAAGAAAGAAGAUGAGAACAAGAGUCAAGAAGAAAGAUUAAAAGACGCUGUUACCCCAUAUUGGAAUAUCCCUUACGAAGAACAGCUUGCACUAAAAGAGAAAGAAGUGAAGAACCUGUUAAUGAAAUUUGACAAUGAAGUAUGGAAAACAGAUAAGAACAAACGUAAUUUAAUAGAAUCCAAUCGUAAACUAUAUAAUGGACUCAGUUUUGAAUUGAAGCCCAUUCAGAAGUCGCCAAUCACGGCUGGGUAUAGGAAUAAAUGUGAAUUCACUGUUGGGAUCGAUGAUGAGACAGGGAAGCCAACUGUGGGAUUCAGAUUGGGGAGUUAUGUUACCGGAACAGUUGGUGUAGCGCCGGUUGACAGUUUAAUUCAUAUAUCAGACAAAAUGAAACAAUCAGUCUUGCUGUUCCAAGAUUUUGUAAGAAAAUCCAAUAUGUCACCGUUCUCACCCGCAGACUACUCAGGUUACUGGCGUUAUCUCACUGUUAGGGAAUCAACUCAUAAUGGAGAUAUUAUGCUGAUUGUGGCCAUGUAUCCACAGGAUUUGACAAACGAGAAAUUAGAAGAAUUAAAACGACAAUUGAUUGAACAUUUCAGUUCGGAAGAGGCUCAGGCAUGCGGAGUUAAAUCAGUGUACUUUGAAGGAAUUACUAAAAAGAGGCUGGGUGAAGAUGGUUCAAAGCCAAUACAUUUAAUGGGUUCAACUCAUAUUGUGGACACAAUACUGGGUCUACAGUUCAGAAUUUCUCCAGAAGCUUUCUUUCAGAUCAACACAGCGGGUGCUAACAUAUUAUAUCAGAGUGCAAUAGAGCUCAGUAACGUUAAUGACAAGUCCACAUUAAUUGACAUCUGUUGUGGGACUGGUACCAUUGGAUUAUGUUUUGCCAAGCAUGUAGGGAAAGUCCUUGGUAUAGAGCUUGUGUCUGAAGCUGUCAAUGAUGCGAAAUUCAAUGCUGAGUGGAACUCUAUCGAUAACUGUUCGUUCUUCUCCGGUCGUGCUGAAGAUGUGCUGCCCUCUGUACUUGCGAGGGCGACAUCUGAUGACGUCAUCGCGGUCGUUGACCCGCCCAGGGCUGGGCUGCGUGAGUUUUUUAAUUAUAGAGAUAAGUUUUGUAAGCUUCUGUCAUCCCUGGGUGAAGUAAAUUUAUAUAGUAUACCUAUCAUGUGUUGGAGUGGGGUAUAUAUGCGGGCCGUGACUCAACUCCGUAAUACCAAGAAGGUGUCCCGUUUGAUAUACAUAUCGUGUUCCCCGGCGUCUGCCGUCAAGAACUUUGUGGAUCUGUCCCGGCCUUCAUCUAAAACUCUGCGAGGAGCGGCCUUCGUCCCCGUAAAGGCAGUGCCGGUCGACAUGUUCCCAUACACUAAACAUGUUGAAUUAGCUGUUUUAUUUGAAAGAGAGGAAAAGGUUCAACCCAGUGAUGGAAAUGAGUGCAAGGUUGAUGAGAAAGAAGUUAAAGCAGAAGAGAACACUGAUAUUAAGAAAGAAGAAACUAAUGUUACUCUGGAAGAAAAUGUACAGACGUAG